Saimiri boliviensis boliviensis (Bolivian squirrel monkey) is the source of this 3766-nucleotide messenger RNA. Lineage: Eukaryota; Metazoa; Chordata; Mammalia; Primates; Cebidae. The record is from RefSeq and is a predicted model, not a curated record.
GCUGGGAUUAUAGGCGUGAGCCACCGCGCCCGGCCCACAUGCUGGACCUUAUACGUCAGUGAACAUCUGACUGGGCAUGUGCCCCUGUCCCUUCAGUUGAGGUGGGGUUGGCAGCAUUCCCUAGAUGGCAUGAGUGCCGGGAGAGUGGAGGAGGACCUGACGUUUGCCAUUCUGGGGUAGGUUUUAGAGCUCACUAGAUGCCUGUAGAGCGCUAAUGAGAUGGGAAGAAGUCAGCCCACCAUAAUGUACCUGAGGGACAGAGCCUGCGAAGUAAGAAGUGGGUGUGUGGAGGUGCCCUGUCUACAAGAGGGUAAAUUAAAGGCUCAUUGCAGUGGCGCUGUCUCAUCUCACUGCGGCUGGUGGCUGUUGCCACGCCAUCCCUCUCCAGAGCAGGAAGGCCGUCAGCCUCAUCUAUAAUUGAAUGUCUUUUGGGAUGUUUGGAUAGUCCUUUAUUGCCUGGAAAUUCAGAAAAAAGAAACUACAAUCCUCAUGCCUGUUAGUUUCCCUGAGCCAAGUGGAAAAAAAGAUGUCCCUGACUUUUUUAAGAUUUUAAGUGACACCCAAGGGAAACCACCAGUGCCUUGGCCAUUGAAGCCUCCUGCAUGCUCCCCAAACCCCAGCAGUUCCAUCUGCAGUCUUCACAGUUGUGUCCUGAGCCGUGCGGUAAAGUGUGGUGAGAGAGGUGCUAAGGGAUGGGAUGUGGGUCUUUCCUGUGUUAUUAAAACAUUAAAGUUGUUUUAAAGCUGUCCAAAUCCCCUCCUUGUUAAGCUUAAUUAGCUAAUAAGACUCUUUAUACAAGCAAAACCAGGUAAGGGAAAGCAAGUGCAUUUCAAGCCCUAGCACACUCCCAAAUUAGCUGUAAUACCCACGGCAGGCGACCGCACCUCAAAGAGCCUGUGUCCUGUUCAAAAAAAGAUGAACUAAUGAGGGGCGGGGCACGGAGCUUUACCCAACCAGGGGCGCUGGGGUGGAGGUCGUCCAAUCAGGAGCAGCCUGAGAGCAGGGGCGGCUUCCGGUAUCUGGCUGGGGCCUUUGUUGGCUGCAGUCAGAUCUUGGGUCGCCUCACCCUGGUUCCGAGUCCUUCGAUCCGGGAGACCCAGGAGGCUUCGCGGUGUGAGAAUAAACAGAUCCUCUGUUACCCUGUGAGCUGCAGGCACCUGGAGAUCCAUAGCUAAGACGCCAGGACUUCCCGGAAACUGGGAAAUGGGACUGUUGACAUUCAGGGAUGUGGCCAUAGAAUUCUCUCUGGAGGAGUGGGAACACUUGGACUCAAAUCAGAAGAAUUUAUAUGGGGAUGUGAUGUUAGAGAACUACAGAAACCUGGUUUGUCUGGGUCUUACUGUCUCUAAGCCGGACCUGAUCACCUUUUUGGAGCAAAGGAAAGAGCCCUGGAAUGUGAAGAGUGCGGAGACAGUAGCCAGCCAGCCAGAUGUGUUUUCUCGUGAUACUCAAGACUUCUUGAGAAAGAAGCACAUAGAAGCAUCUUUCCAAAAAGUGAUGUUAGAUGGAUAUGGGAGCUGUGGCCUUCAGAAUUUACACUUAAGGAAAGAGUGUGAAAGUGACGGCAAAAUAAUCCUAUGGUGAAAGAAAUCAACACAGAGAUAAUCUCUGCUUGAGAAAAAAAAAUUACCUGGGACAGAAGACAAGUAAAUUUUCUGAGGAUGAUAAAAGUAUUGCUUUGAAAAGGGUGAAGUGUAUAUGGGUCUAUUUACUUGUCUAAAAGUUCCAUUUAAGGUUUAUGCCUUGCAAUGUACGUACAUCUUCACAAAAAAUAUCUUUAAAAAGUUAAGCAGGUGGGGAUAGGGAAAGGGUUAAAGUAUAGAUGAAGCAGAAGUGGUACAUGAUUAGAAGCUGAAGUUGGGUAACAGAUCUAUAUCCCAUUUGAUUUUUAAGUGUUAAUAGCGUUUGUAUAAAUGUACAAUAUUCAUUUACAACGUUAGCUCAGUAUCUUGUUUACCUUUGGACAGGGAGGGAGAGAGAAAGUUAUUUUCUGGGCAGGAGUAAAGCUGCUUCCACUCCUCAGUUAUGUAAAGUCUCUGUUACAUGAAUGUUUCUGUAUGCAUGUUGUAUAGCAAUAAAAAAGUUAAAUAUUACAUAUUUGCACAACAAUCCUAGCUCACUAUCAGAAUAUUGUCAGUGUUUUCUUUUGUCCUGAAGUGGAACACGAUCUCUUAUGGCAUUAUCAGAUGGGUUUGAAUAUUCUAAAGUAUCAAUGUCCUGAUCUUUUGGACACCUCUUGGGUCUUUCCAUUUUUGCCUUAAUUUGGUAAGUGGCAUGGUUUUGAUUUUUUGAGAUGAAACUUUUCCCAGCAAAGUCUUUUCCCCGCAGUGAUGCUCUGAAGGCCAGGACACCUAGCACAGGACCCUGGGCACAGUCUGCACUCAGUACACGUGGAGCAUGUUGAUCAGGAACAAAAGGAGUAGCAAAGGUCAGUUCCUGCAAAAGAUGAGUAGAUUUAAUACAGGUAUGACUGAAAGGCGGCAGCUCAGGGGUAAACAUUUUAUAUUCAUUCAAGAGACAAUUUGCAACUAGUACACCAAAAACAUUUGGCUUAAAGCAGUACUUUGGGGGCUUGGCUACACUCUGUAAUCACCCGGAGAACUUUAAAUAAUACUGAUGUCUGGAUCCUACUCCAGGGAUUUUGAUUUUAUUGGUCUGUUGCAAUUUAGAUUUUAGGACUUGUAAAACCCCUGCAUGUGACUCUAAUGUGGAGUCAGGGGUGAGACCCACUGUUUCAGGGUGAGGAAUGCGUUAGCUGUGUGUGAUAUCUAUGUGUGCUGCAGGUAUUUGCCCUAUGACUACUCCUGUAUUUGGAGUCUUGGAAAUUGCAGCAGUAGGGAAUGUCUGUCUACUGAUCUGUUUUUUAUAUUACUUGCCUUUAAAGUAAGAGGCUAUUUCAGGCUCAGUAAUUUGAUUUAGUCUUUGUUGAAAGCAUAAAUAACUGGAACAUACUAAAAUGAAAAGAAUUUGCAAAUGUGAGAAUUUGCAAAGAUGUGGAGUGUGUUCUUAUAUGUUUUCCGAUUUCUCUGUUGAUAAGAAAUGAAUAAUGUUGGGCCUUGACGUCCAAAGCUCAGUUCUCAGACACUUUCUCAGAUUAUUUGAAGACCUUCCAAGUUGCGUCAGAAGCAUUGUCCAAAGGAGAUUAUUCCCAAUAGUGAAGAGUAAUAGAUGGAUGAGAAUGUCUAAGGAAUCCUGCUUCUGUUGCAGAAGUGGCACUCUUCAGAACCUCAAGGGCUCAUGGAGUUCACGGGUUUGGAGUCAGGCAGAGUUGACCCUGAGUCCCAUCCAAGCCUCUUAAUAGACUAGUUACUGGACUUGGAGCAGUUAUGCAAGAAAAGGCAUAAUGAUACUGAUUGCAGGAAGGGGAACAAUUUAUUCCCCUCUCUAUCCAUGCCCUUUGAAAUGUGCACUUUUAGCUACUCCCAAGGAGGGAAAGAUUCUGUUUAUCCAAUCCUUGGAUCUGACUGGCUUUAUUUGCUGUGGCCAAUUCAUACUCAUUGUUCUAGUGCAACAAUUAGGCAUGUUUUGCUCCUCAUGCUAGUCUUUAAUUAAAAUUAACAUAUGUUAUGACAUUUUAUUUCAGCUGUGGUUGGAUAUAUUUAUUCUGCUCAUUAUUCUAGUUCACUAAUCCUCUUAUCGUCUCUGUUUAAUUUAGUGGUGACCCUAUACCUUGUCUAGUAACUCAAUUUUAUAUUAUUUAUAUUUUAAUGUGGCUUUUAGACUUUAGUUUCUUGUUCUUUCCACAAAAAUAGAUAUUGAUUGUCUA